AUUAUCGACCACGAGUGGAUUUAGAGUAAUGUCAGAGCCAGAAAAAACGUGUAAACUCACCUGAAGAUGAAUUGACACAAGUGUUCAUGCUUUUUAAUAAGAACUCUCGGCACUGUAUUUGAGUGUUAUCUGAAUCUGCUCAAUGAAUGUCUCGGAUACUAGCUUAUCAUAGCGGCUCACCCAAGCUGAGGAGCGCAUGAAAAAUUAUACCGAGUCAAACACGAUGAGGGUGAUGAGGGAUUCUACUGACGCAGAAAUCCGUUUUAUUUCUCUCAGCUUGCUUUUGUUCACGUGUCAGUAAUCUAAUCUACUUAUAAAUGCGUGGAGAGGAAGGUGAAGCUCACACUGGGCUCCUGCAGAGAGAGUGAAGUGUGAGCUGUGUUGGGAUAGUAUCCUGUCUAGUGCAUUUUAAUGUAAUUGCAUUAUGGUGUUGUGUGUGGGUAGCUUAUAAGAAACAAAGAGAGAAGAUUAAGUAUGGGGAUUGGUUUCAUAUUUUUCCUUUUUGGACUCACAGUGAGUGCUAAAAAGGAUGACCUGCAAGGCUUUCAGUCACUGCAAACCGACAGCAGCGCAGCCUUCAUAACAACUGUGCCACCAGAAGAGCAAAACAGCUCCAGUGACAACGGUGGAAAAGUUUCCAGUGAAAGCCCUGCUCGUCUGACUGGGGCUGUAAUCAGUUCUCCAGGGACAGAUUUGUUCCAUACACCACAUAAAAGGCAGCACUCAAGUACAGUAAAUGCAACCACAGCUACUGAUAAAGAUGCAAUUACCUCAAAUGGACCAAGAUUUGUCUUAAUUUAUGAUACAGGUUUGCAUUCCACUAGUAGUGCGUUGAAGCCUUUUCAGUCUGAAGAAGACCCCACAUUGGUCUCCACUGAUGAGAAGAGGCUUCAUCCCUCAAUGUCGGAUGACACCGUGACGCCUGCUGCUCAUCUGUCCAGAGGCAAGGAAAAGAUCUCUGCUUUUUUUCACGCUUCACUGGAAAGCAAGAAUCAAAGAGUCUUGGAGUCUAUUACUCUUUUACCCGCAAAUGGCAUUCCCCUGGUAUCGGCCUCUGAUCCAGCAAUAAUUGAUAACCUUGGGGAGUCGAAUGAGAGUGUAGAAAGACGGCCCGAAAACAAGAAGGAAAAUUGGACUCUGGAGUCGUUUAGAGCUGACGACCCUUUGAAUUCUACUGAAGAGGCUUCUUUGAAUAAGAACCACUCGACCAUUAUGCACUUUGGGAUUUUACAGGGCGCAGGGCUUUUAACCAGUGAGAUUGGUCAAAAUCCAAGAAAUGAAUCUGAGCGUGAGCCAAAAGAAGAGAAGAAUCUGCUUUCACAAAGUUCACUGAUCCUUGAUACUCCAUUACAAGUGGAAUCAACCAGCCAAGUAAUGGUUAAUAAAAUGACAGAAAGCAGCAAAAAUCUAAAGCACCCAGGCUUGAUGGUUUUAUUCUCUGCUUCAAAGCUGACCCCUACAAAGACUCCAGUCGCAAGUACGGCAAAUUAUUUUUCAAGCAUAAUAACAGCUGCUGGCGAAAUGCACGUGAUUAAACUACUUGAGGCCUCACAGUUGAUAUCUGACUCUGUGCAUAGAACUGUCUCAGCAAGGGACGGGCUAGAAAGAAAAUUGAUUUUGCACACUAAAUCAAGAAAAGAGCUUCAUAUUAAACCAACACUCCAAACCUCGCCAAUUGGUUUCCUUCAUCAGCUGACUUCUCAGAAGUCUUUGUUGUUCAACAAAACGCCUGAUCUUUGUGCCAAAGUAGCCAAAAUGCCUAGCAUCUCUGUGAAAGAGACACAUAGCAGAAUAGAUCAUUCAACUGAACAGAUAUCCUUUAGUACUGCCUCAUUUACCAACACUGUGCAAGCAACUACAGCGGGUGAUAUGCUUUUGAAACAGACUCAAAGUUCACUUACGACUCCCCAAACUCUUUCACCUCAAACAGAAUCUUCGAAACACUCUGAUCAGUUUGACGAAUUAUCUACAGCAGUGCCUCUUUUACCUCUGACAAAGCCUAAGAAUGUGUUUCAAGUCUUCAAAGUGAAUGAUCAUCGCUUCCUCCCAGAGAGAUUAAAGCCUUUUGUAUCAUUUCAAGCGCCUGAAUCAAUUCCUCCUUCAUUCACAUCUACAACGGUGACGAGAUUAAUAAAUAGGGAAAAUGUCUCUCAAAUCGACUCUUCAAACCAAAACCAACAUCUCAAUAAAGUUCUAUCCAUUGUCUCUGAAAGGCCAAACAUGAUCUUAAGCAGAUUAUCAAAGCACAAAAUGGUGAACACAACUACAGUCAACAAAAGCAUGUCUAGUUUUGUUCUUCCAACACAUUUGACUCCUAAAGAUAACACAUACACAAUGUUUUCAAAACCCCAGGUAUAUAUUUCCAACAUCUCUAAUACACUUCCUCUGAAAAAGUACAUGCUGCCAACAUCUUUGAGUAAGUCACAAAAUACUGUGACAACAGACGCCAAAAGAGUUCUCUCAAAACUUUUGUCCAUCUCUAAAAAAAGUAAUAGCGAGUCUGACUUUCUAUAUCACUCAGUGACAACCAGAGGUAUUGGUUCGCUGUUAGACGACAAACAACAAGAUCUUAAAAGCCCAAGAGGGACUGUGAGGCUGCUUUUCGGCAGCCACACUGUUAGCAGUAUCCCAUCAGUCCAACAGCCCACUGAAGCUCACCCUAGAGAGGGAUUCCUCACAGAAACGGCGCAGUCUGAACUUCAAAUUGAGCCAUACUUGAAGAAGAGCGACGGCGCGGCCAAACCAACAAAGCUUAUUCCAAACAGUCGUUCGGUUGCAGGCAUUUAUCAAACUCCACUGACGUCAAUUUCACACCCAAGUACUGAGUUUAAACAAGAUCUGUCCUUCACUGCAUCACCUUUAGUGUCUAUUGAGCAGAAUAUUGGACACGACUACCACAAAGAAUCAGUUUUACCACAUCAUGAGCUUGUAAAUGUUUCAACUCUAUUGAAGCAUCCUUGGAAAAUAACAUCCAACCGAAUUUCUGGCAUCAGUAGGCACAAAACAGCUGCAGCUCGACCAGAAGGGGCCUUAAACCCUUCACCCCUUGAAUCAUCCACUUCACUAACUUCCCCUUUGUUUCAUGUUCAAACGCAGAAUGUAUUGCAUAAAGAGCAUUUGUCCUUAACCGAAGACCAAACGCAAUUUCUCUCAACACUACAGGAGCAUUCGCAAACAACCCAGUCAAACUUUGCACUGGGCGUAACUGAAGAUGCAGAAAAACAGCUUGGGUGGAUAGCACUGUCUGCUGUUACUGGGGAAAAGUUGUCUUCUGUUGUCCACACUGAUUUGAGUUUCUCAAGUACGGAGACACAAUCGCUCCCCAAAGGUUCAUUACAGUCCAGGGGAGGCAGUGCAGAUAUUUCACAUGGCGCCACUCCAUUUGCUGAAAGUGACUCGGCAAGAUCUGCUGAGCUCGAGUCAGACCUGCCGGUGAUAAACACGAAGAUGGGGGUUAUAGCAGCCGAUUCUCUGUCCGGUCUGGCUCAAAUCUCCGAUGAUAUCUGCGGCUCUGGCAACUACACGGCAGAGAUGAGUCUGAACUUGGAGAGAGAUAUCAUGCCCGGAGAUCUCAUCCCUGCCCUAGGAAACCUGCGUGUCGUCAUCAGCCUCAAAACAAAUAACAGCCAGGUGAACCUGGAGAUAAAAUCCUGCUGCCUCUCGCCCACCGUCAGACUUGAUGAAUUUAACACCACCUGCUGCAUUUUUUCCAGGCUGCCUAUAGACCCUCAUGGCAUUAGACUGCUUCCCGGCGUCCCGUCAAAGAAGGCCAGCUUCACCAUCAGUCUUUUCCAGAUGAUCAAUUACUCCAGCGCUUACCUGCACUGUGACCUGAGCGUGUGCUUGAGGAACCAUUCUGACUGCGAGAGGCAGUGUGUUCAGCGGCGAAAUGCACAUCUCCAGGAGGAAGCGGGAGGCGUCUUCAGCAGGAUGGGAAACCGCAUUUCUUUCGGCCCGGUUUUGAAAGGAGCGGAUAAUUCAUCAUUCUCUGAAGCAGCAGAUGACACUGAAGCCGUGGCGGUGAUUAUCAGCUCAGUGGCCGGCUGUUUGCUGGCGUGUUUGGCUCUCUCGCUUGUCUGGAUGGCAAACAGACGAUGUCUGCAAAGGUCUGCUUACUGCUGGUCCAGGGCCUCCUGUGAAUGCUAACAAAAGCAGAGCUCACCGCAAAGCAGCCAACCGACAUCAAAUCUGCAUUUAGCAUUCAAUCAUUAUAUGACAGUUUUUUGAAUGGCUCAUCAUUAUGCGUAGUUGCUGCACUGGGGAACUAAUGAAACUUGUUAAAAGUGACCCAAAGUGCACUUGAAUACUCAUUUAUUCUGCAUCAUAGUGCCAAGCUAUAAGUAUUGCAAUAGCUAAUCAAGCAAUUUAAUGUGAAGGCUUACACACAUAUUGAGUAAAUUAAUCAAGUAUGUUAGCUGACAGCUAUUUAAUGGGAUAGGUUUUUAAAAUAUUCCUUUCUAAGUCUCACUAGUGUAUUAGACCAGUCUAAGUAAACUAUAGGGUAAGCAUAUUAAGUUGAUUUAUUUUUGAAUUUGCUUAUAGUUCAUUUUGAAAUUAACCGUUUUGCUCACUGGCCAGUCUGGCUAAUUAUUUUAAAGAUAGCAGCCAUUAAGAACUUCUACUAGCCAAAACUAAAGUUUUACACUUUUUUCUAAUUUUCAUUGCUUGGAUAAAAUACUUUGAAAUUUUUGGUUAAACAGUCCCUUUAAUUCCAUAUUGACUUCCUGUGUGUUACAUUCCUGCAAAAAUCUAGGGCUGUUUCUUAAUUCCAAGAAUGCAGAGAAUGGACUCGUGUUCUUGUGGAGACCGGUCUUGCCAUGUUAUCUCAGAAGAAUGAACUUGGAAGAUCAAGUACAGAGAACGUGUCCUGUGAGAAAUGAGAUGUUGCGUUCUUCCUGAUGGUCACAUGACCUUCACAUGUUUUAACCGAAAAUUAUUUAAACAUUACAGCAUUCAUACAGUGAUUUAUUGUUUUUCCCCUUUUCAAUAUAUAUAUGCUAUGCAUAGACACAUAAAUAUACUUCAAGAGUUCACACUUAGAUAUUGCUUGACAAUUGUUAGCAGGUUUGGCAUGUUGUCCCGGGAGUGAA
Molecule: messenger RNA, 5090 nt
Organism: Danio rerio (zebrafish)
Lineage: Eukaryota; Metazoa; Chordata; Actinopteri; Cypriniformes; Danionidae
Source: RefSeq, a predicted model, not a curated record